AGAUGCUGGAAGCCCCCCCCCCUCCCGCGCGUCGGAUGUCCGGUCGCUGGACGGGGACGCGUGUUUACAUCCACACGGGGUUCGGUAGAGGCGGGGGACGUGCGCACACCGCUGACUCCGAGGCGCGCGCGGAUCGACCAGGAAUAACCAGGAUCUCCCGAUGGAAAAUAAAUCAUUAUUAGCACCCCCUUGCGGUGUGGAGGAAUGAGGGCCUCUGGAUGAAGGCCAUGGAGCUGAAAGUGUGGGUGGACGGAGUGCAGCGCAUUGUGUGCGGGGUCACAGAGUUCACCACAUGCCAGGAAGUGGUUAUUGCUUUGGCACAAGCCAUUGGACGCACCGGCAGAUACACUUUGAUCGAGAAAUGGCGGGAGACAGAACGUCACCUGGCUCCGCAUGAAAACCCCGUGGUGUCCCUCAACAAGUGGGGUCAGUAUGCCAGCGACGUGCAGCUCAUCCUCCAACGAACCGGACCGUCUGUUAGUGAGCGGCCCACCUCUGAUGGGCAGGGUCGCGUCCCAGAGCGUGGCUUCUACCGGCAGAGCCUCCCACCUCUGGCCAAACUCCGCCCGUCAGGGACAGACCGCUCACUCAAACGAAGAGAACCCAAACGCAAGUCUCUGACCUUCACUGGAGGAGCGAAGGGUCUGCGGGACAUAUUUGGGAAAAGCAGAGAGGCUGAAGCUAAACAGCCCCAGCAGCGCAGUGUGAGUCUGAACCUGAGCAGAGUGGAAGGUGGUGGAGUAGCAUUUGUGCCUGGGAGUCCAGCCAGAGAGCUGAGCCGGCUGGUGCAGCUGCAGAGAGACAAACUCCAGGCCCUGGAGAGCCGUCUGCUGGGCUGUGAGGCCGAGCUGGGAGAAUGGGAGGACGCUGCCGGCGAGGCCAAUGAAGGAGAAAAUCUAGAGGAGGAGCUGCUGCUUUUAGAGCAGCAGGUGAGGAGGAACGAUGCUGAGAUGGAGGAGGAGGAAUUCUGGCAGAACGAGCUGCAGAUUGAGCAGGAGAGCGAGCAGCAACUCCGGCAACAGCUAGCCGAACUGCAGGGCCAUAUACGUGACUGUGAGGCCAAGCUUUCAGAGUACUUAGCACGCAUACGGAGCACGGAGACAGGCCUGGAGCAGGAGCAGCUGCAGCAGGAGGCUGAGCUUCACCAGAGGGUCAAUGAGGAGGAGGUGCAAGCCCAGCUGGAGAAAGUGAGGGCAGAGCUGGAAAUUCAGGGCCAACAAACAGCACGGCUGGAGAGCAGCUGCAGGGCGUUGGAACGCUCACUUGGCCAGUCAGGCAAGAGAUUACAGGAAAAGGAGCAGGAGCUGGAGCAGCUGACAAAAGAGCUACGACAGGUCAACCUGCAGCAGUUCAUUCAGCAGACUGGUACCAAGGUCACUGUGCUGCCUGCUCAACCUACAGGAGAGAACGACAGCGACGUGGAGUCUGGUUCUCUGGCGAGACGUGGCUCUUCGCGUCUCUUACCCUGCGACCUCCGCACUCUUCAAAGCACCGUCUCCUCCAGCCUCAACCCCGAGGGCAUCUACGUUUGAACCGGGAGACAUCAAUUUGGCCGUAGGGCAGCCUGAUGUUAUAGGUCAGUUAUCUAUAACUGGGAGGCCCAAAACGUGACCCUGUGGACUGCUGAAAAGUUCCCAGGGAAUAAACACUGAAACAAACUGUGGAGGAUGUUGGAAAAAACAUUACAUCGAGGAUCAGUGGGGUAUCAUGAAAGACACGUUUGAUCUGUUUUGCAUCUUUCUUGCACCAACUCCUCUUCCAUUGUACCAGGACUGACACUCAAACUGAUGGCAAUAUCCAUCUACAAACAAACGUCUUGCCUGUACUCUAAUGGAUGAGUGAAGAUUUCUCUGACAAAACUAUAAGCCAGCAGAUGUAUUCUUUUGAAGUAAGGAGUCUUGGGGCAAACAGCGUGGAUAAACUUUAUUUUUAUGUUGUAAAUCAUGAACUGGAGAGAAGUUCAGGAUGCAGAGUUUGGACACAUGUAAACGUAGACAAAAGAAUAAUUCAUGCAUGAGCAUGCACAAACGACACCACACCUGUGCUAUAACCAUAGCCAUAUCUGAUUGCCUUACUCUGGUGUUUUAAAACCAGACGUCAAUAAGUCUUAUGUAAAAAAUAUACUCAAGGUAGCUACUGAAGACUAUGCGCCAUAUAAAUUCACUAUUGGCACCGAUUCAGGUGAUCCCUUGUCAUAGUGACUGAUGUCAGUAUAACUCAACAAUGGCUCAGUUCUGUUUUUUCAACAUGAAUUCGAACUUUUGUAUUGAUUUGAAGAGGAAAUUUGCCUCAUAUUUCCAGUAGAGAAAUCUUUAUCCAUUAAACAAAAACGUUUAUAUACAAGAAAUAGAAGUGAAAACAGAAAAAAUGGGGCGACAAAGUAGUAUCAUCAACUAUUUGACAUUUUUGGUGACACAGUUUGGCUCCAGUUUGGCUCAUUUUGGGUUUGGAUUUUGCAAGAGCCAUUAAUCUCCUCUGUUUUUCUUUCUCCAAAAACUCUGAAAUGUGAAUGGAGUAACGAGCAGUGACAGAGGCCUUGGAGCCAGCAGUUAAAAUCCAGCCUGGAAGAUUUGCCAACAAUGACUUUGUACUCAGUUUCACCACUGGGUGGUGGCAAAACAUAUAUUAUAUAGCCAGCUGAAAGUUAACUGUGUGAAAGUUAUUCCUGCCCUCAGUUGAUGUUAUCUGUCUUUGUUCCUUUUUUAUUGGGUCAAAUAUGACAUAUAUGUGCAUAUUGUUUUAUAACAAAGCGUCAGCACUUUAGCUUUCGGUGUAUUACCUGAGGUGCCACUUACAAUAUUGGCCAAGUGUUGUUUGACAAGUUUCACUGUGUUCAUUAAGCAGGGACAACCACAAACACACACACACACACACACACACACACACACACACACACACACACACACACACACACACACACACAUAUAUAAACACUUAAGCUAAAACAGACUAUAUUCAUUUUUUCCAUUUGAUUUCUAUCAUUUUAAUGAACUACAAAAGUCCCGUAUGAACCAAAGCUAGCGUGACAAAACAAAACAUUAAUAGUUAGAUGAAUGUACUUUUUAAAAUAUGUAUGCAGCUUAUGCCGAUGAAGUGUACCAACUCCAAUAACUCGUGAAUAACUCUGCAAAUUGUAAAUGUGUAUAAAAAUAUUUUCAGUUGUUAAAAAAAAAAAAACCAAUACUGACAUGCACACAAAAGUAGGGGUUCAAAUUACACACUUGCAACUUAGAUGUGUGUGUGCAUGUGUAACUUCAGUGCCAGACACAGUAUGGGAACUUUGAGUUUCACACCUAGUUUUCUGCUUUGAAUCUGCACUCAGAUGUUCACAAAGGCAGUUCUCUUGUCUGUUUGCAACCUGACUGUUGAUAUAAUUUGUACACAAUUACAAUCUUUCCAACCCAUUCACAAACUUGAAUUUCUCAUACAGGUUUUCAAAGUGAUAUACGACCACAGGCUUUGAAAUUAUUUCUGAUCAUUUCACAAGGUCAGAAUCUCACUGACCUUUAUUUGAGCACAUAAGAAGAAGCUCACAUUUGUUCUGUAAAUUCAUAACAAAGUGAAUUCCUCCCUCCAGUGUGAAGGAUCUUUGUUCUUCGUUCUUCGAUCUUCGUUGUUUGCUCUGCAGUGCAAAAGUUACUGGAGGAAUUCACAUCACAACUCUGCAAACUCUCUUUUGAAUAAUGGCAUGCCUUACUGACAAAAAAAACUGUAAAUAACGUAUACAUAUCACAUCAGUCUAGAGACUAUUUUAAAGUAGAAUGAAGUCUGAAAUAUGCAGAGUGCUAGGUUAGAUUUUACUGCUGCCGUUCAAUAGGCAGCUCUGUGUGCAUGCAACAGUGUGUGACUGGUUUAUUUGGAAUCCUUAUUGGGGGCUACCAAGGAUGUAACAGUUCUUCUGAGAUUCAGUUGGUUUUUGGUUCGAUUUGUCCUUUUUUUUCCUUGUUGACAUUUAGACUGAGGGGAGAUUGGUUUAAGAGCAGGCAGGCACUUCAGUAGUAUUAUACUAGCAGAAAAAUUGCAAAACCUCCACAUUAUUUCCUUACCUUUUCAUUUAAUUUUUGCAAAAAUAACAGUUAUUGACAUAAAAGAGAUCUAUGUUGCUUUGAAACAUGACAAUAAGUUUAUUGACAUUGCUGGCUGUAUCCCCCCCCCAAUCUUCGACACAUUGCCAAUUAUUGGCUCCUGUUGUACCAUAAGUGGUGCUUUUCAAUACGAGUGCAUAUACAAAUGAGAUGAUGGAGCCAUUAUGGAAACAGCCAUCAAGUGGUUUUGAAAGCUAUUUUAGAAACGCUAUGGCUCAGGUAUAUUUCAAGACAGUAUUACCCAGACAAGAAUGAGCAGAAAGUAAUUAGGGAUAAAAGCUGUUCUUGGCAUCGCACGGCAUUUGAAAAGUUGAAUUGUACAUUUACUCCCAUGGAGAGUUGAGCAGCUAUUCGACAAGUUUAACGUGUAGCAUUUGCUCCUAGACACAACACAUCAAAUGUACCUGAAGUAAGGAUUCAAUACUGAGGGAGAUGUAACUUUAUUUGAAAAGUGCAGUGUCUCUGCUGGUUCAUGAUUCAUGUUGCAGCUAGUCCCACUUUGUAGUUCCCAUGUACUAUGACACAUGAGAGAUACGCGAGAGUAUACAUGAGAGAGACAAACUGGGGCUAGUCAAAGCCAUUGGGUUUGCUGCAUAAUGCUGUUCUUUGAAAUGCCCCUCAGUUUGUUUACAUGCAUACAAGCUUCACUAUAAACAUCAUGCUGGCUAGAUGAACUGUGCUUGGCCGACAUCACUAACUUACAUUAACUCAACAUUCAGACAAUUAUUGUAUAUUAAAAAAUGUUGUUAUAAUUUUGUAUUGUUUACUUGCAAAUUCACCCACUGUAUUUUUUAGCUUUCAGAAUUUACCUGAUUUUUUUCUUAUCUUUGCGUUAUCAUUCAGCCAGUAUGUAUGUAAACACGUGAAAAUCAAAUUCAAGAAUAAUGUAAAAUAUAUAAAUAUCUGAAUAAAAUAUAUUAAAAAAUGAGCAGAAAUGAAUAAACUGCUAUAUAGGACUGAAUGCUGUGAUUUAAAAAACAAAAAAUUCUUUAUGAUUGCAUUUCAUAAUGCUCAGAUAUUAAAUAUACAGGAUUACAUGGCAAGACUAACCUGGCCCUGGGGCAGAAAACUGUUGUUGGGCCUUUUACUACCUCACACCCCCAACUAAAUUUGUCAAACUAAAAUAAUUGAGGUCUUAAAACUAGAUUUUGAUAUAAAACUCCUACAAAUUGAAUGUUAGCUAAAAAAUGUUUAUCAGCGGUAGCUAUCUAGCUCAGUAGGCUAAUAUUAGCUUUGUGAGUUGGUUCAAAAUACUGUCUGGCCAACUUUUAGUGUUUCCAGCUGAUUUGAUUAAUAACCUUGUAAAGUGAUUUUAUGCACUUGAUUACUACAUACAUGAGAUCUACAAGAGUGAGGCUAAAGCACCCAAACAAAAACUUCAGCUAGCCUCCUCACCAGUUGAUGAUCCAUGUUAGAAUAAGGGGAAAGAUAAGACUGUUUAGCUUAUAUACUUGGUUGGUAUUGUUCACAUACUUGUUCAUAUUUAACGGUAUGUGUCACUUUUCAUGUUACAGUGAAAAUGUUUUUGGGGUGAGGAUUAACCAGUGUGUUUGGCAAACAUAACGCUAUCACAGGCAACAAGUUUGGCUGGGGUUGUGGGUGUAUAAGCUUACCAAAUCUAACUGAACAGGCCCCACUAGCAUUAGCAUACGCUCUGUUAGAGCUAGCUCCCACACACUGAGGAAAUACUACACAGUGGGUGCACUAGCCGAGAACGGGAUUUUUUUUCUCCGUAUGAAUUCUUGCUAGCAUUGGAAGUAACACUGGGUUAGCGGUAGGUGGUAGUAAGCUAGUUAGCUGGACCUGCUAACUUUUGCAUCUAACUUUAGAGCAGACAAAUACACUGUAAUCCACUGUUGACACAUUUGCUCUUGAAUUUUGGGGCUUGGAAGGGUGAGGAAAGAAACUAUCAUUCAAAUUACAUAUGAAGUAUUGCUCUUCUACAGCCCGAUACACACUGCUUCAAUGUCAAGAAAUCCAAAGCUUGACAUGGGUGCUGUGCCUACUCACACUUUCUAAGAUAUGAUUGGACAGUUGCUGUUCGGGGAAGGGGUUUAGCAAGUGGUCAGUGAUCAAAAACCAAGUGACGUGCAGUAACUUUGCGGCUUUUUUCCUUUCAAAUCAUGGUAAUAAUAAACCACUGUUGCAUCCUGAAUGAACCUUUCUAAACCAGAAGAGAUUAAAACACGGAUUACCUUCUUUACAUCUAUGAAGGAUAAAAAACAACUUAAUUUUUAAUAUGUUUCUGAAUUGCAAGAAGCGGAGCCAGAGCAGCCCCUUUACCUGUAUUUAAGAAGUCAAGUAACUGUCAGAAUCACUCCCAGCUCUCUGGCCUGCCGGCUUUGUGUCGGAAGACAGACAGGCUACUGCCAAGAUUGGGUGGAAUAAAAGUUUCUCCAAAUAAGACCCAAUUUCAGAUUUAUUUUCAAGUUUGAAGGGACACUUUUGAUACUUUACAGAGUUGGAGAACCAUGGGCAUUACACCAGUUGUUUUUGUGGGAAAAGUCAUUUGUCCCUCGGUCUCUCCCCCGUGUACUCCAGCUUUAAUACUUUAAAUGGAGCUUAACAGCUGGGUCAGAGGGGCUCUGAUUACAUCUGUGACCCUCUCACACCAGACCAUACUUGAAGAUUUGUAGCGUUAAAUGCUAUCAACCUGUUCAUCCAACCUGUUUUUUUUUUUAAAACUCCGGUUGUAUCCUAUUGUUUAUAA
Messenger RNA from Xiphias gladius (swordfish), 6795 nucleotides. It is a transcript of the gene rassf8b, whose product is annotated as Ras association domain family member 8b. The record is from RefSeq and is a predicted model, not a curated record. The transcript is spliced from 9 exons. Gene Ontology annotation, biological process: signal transduction. NCBI's taxonomy places the organism in Eukaryota, Metazoa, Chordata, Actinopteri, Istiophoriformes, Xiphiidae. The coding region runs from base 219 to 1532 and encodes 437 amino acids.